Molecule: messenger RNA, 907 nt
Organism: Racocetra fulgida
Lineage: Eukaryota; Fungi; Glomeromycota; Glomeromycetes; Diversisporales; Gigasporaceae
Source: the annotation of a GenBank genome assembly
AUGUCUGAUACUAAAGACCUUACCCAUCAAAACAUGGAAACAACAUCUAUCUCUUCAAGUCCACAAAGAUCAAACACCCCACAUGACCAAAACCAAACUACUCAAGAAGUAAAUAGCCAGCCCUCAGACAAGACAUUGCUCAAAGAGUCAACGACCACAAUUAUAGUGACGUUACCACAACAACAAAUAUUACUUGAAAACUCCCAAAUUGAUACCAACUCAGAUCACCCUAAUCUGAGCAAAAAUGAUUUUCAACCUAUAGAUACAGUAGAUGACUUCACUGAUAACAGAUUGAACCCCCUGUCAGACGGCAAAAUGAUAAUUGAAUUCGAACAAACAAGAAAAAUAAUCAGCAAAGUUCAAUCAAUCAACCGCCUAGAGCUACCAGAAAAACCAGAUGAUGUCCCAGUAGAUAUCAUUGAUAUUCUACCUUUCAAACUGCUACUGGAAGAUAAUACUAAACCCGAGCUACUCACGACAGACAGAAGCUACAACUUCCCAAUCAAGGAUAAGACCAGUGCCUUACAAUUUAUCGCAGAAAUACAGAGAGAAUUUAGAACACCAGAACCUCUAUCCAAGAAUUAUGUGGAGGUUAAUUAUACAAAAAAACCAGACCUACCAUUAGACUACUCACAAAUCAAAGAAAUGAACCUAACAAUACCAAUUACAUCAUCUAAGCAGUUGGUCAAUAUAGCACGAGAACUUCAUAUCCACUAUUUUUUCCAUAAAAUACCACCCAGUUGGAUACAAAUCCAAACGAAAGAAACAGGCACCACCAGCAAGGAUACAAAGCCACCCUUACCAGUAACUAUAGAAGAACUGCAAAACCAGUUAAUAACCCUAGACCCCGGAUUACAGCUACAAUUACCUAUUAAAGCAUACAAAGACAUCGAAACAACACUAGAUA